This is a messenger RNA of Seriola aureovittata, 1607 nucleotides long. It is a transcript of the gene sgta, whose product is annotated as small glutamine rich tetratricopeptide repeat co-chaperone alpha. The transcript is spliced from 12 exons. Bases 180 to 1259 code for a protein of 359 amino acids. The record is from RefSeq and is a predicted model, not a curated record. Gene Ontology annotation, cellular component: membrane; TRC complex. Gene Ontology annotation, molecular function: molecular adaptor activity; protein binding. Lineage: Eukaryota; Metazoa; Chordata; Actinopteri; Carangiformes; Carangidae. Gene Ontology annotation, biological process: post-translational protein targeting to endoplasmic reticulum membrane.
CAACGACGCCUUCACAUGACGACAUAACUCCGCGACAAGCUAAUUGGCUAGCAGGCGGCUACGACCACUCGAAGCAGCGGAGCUAACGUCAACUCUCCGUUACCGGGAUAAUCCACACCGGAAAGACAGCUGGGUCUCCCUCCCUCAGUGAACACAGAGAGGUCUGAGCCUCCGUCACCAUGACAGACAACAAGCGUCUCGCCUUCUCCAUCAUCCAGUUCCUUCACGAUCAGCUCCAGUCAGGGAAUCUGUCCUCAGGGGCCCAGGAGAGUCUGGAGGUGGCUGUUCAGUGUUUGGAGACGGCGUUUGAGGUGUCGACCGAUGACCAGAGCCUCGCCGUCCCCAUGACGUUACCAGAAAUCUUUGCCUCAGCCACAGCCAAGCAUCCAGCUGAGUCACAGGUCAACAACAACUCCACCCCAAACUCCGUCAGUGAGGAACAGAGAGCCGAGGCCGAGAGGCUGAAAACAGAUGGUAAUGACCAAAUGAAGGUGGAGAACUUUGGAGCGGCUGUUGAGUUUUACUCAAAGGCCAUCGCCCUCAACCCUCAGAACGCCGUCUACUACUGCAACAGGGCUGCAGCAUACAGUAAACUGGGGAACUAUGCUGGAGCAGUGCAGGACUGUGAACAGGCCAUCAGCAUCGACCCAAACUACAGCAAAGCCUACGGAAGGAUGGGUUUGGCUCUGGCCAGCCUGAACAAACACACAGAAGCAGCGAGUUACUACAAAAAAGCUCUGGAGCUCGACCCCGACAAUGACACCUACAAAACCAACCUGAAGAUCGCUGAGGAGAAGAUGGAGACCUCCAGUCCAACGGCAGGGAUGGGCGGAGUCGACCUGGCCGGUUUGCUCAGUAACCCCGGCUUCAUGAACAUGGCGUCGUCUCUGAUGAACAACCCUCAGGUUCAGCAGCUGAUGUCAGGGAUGAUGUCCGGAGCAUACGGUGGGAUGGGGGGAGGUGGAGGAUUGGGAGGAGGAUUGGGUGCAGGUGCAGGUGCAGGUGCAGGUCCAGGUCCAGGUCCAGGUGCUGGUGCUGGUGCUGGUGCAGGUGCAGGUGCAGGUGCAGGUGAAGGUGCAGGUGCAGCCCCCAGGGCUGCAGCCCCCGGAGCUGCUGGAGCAGGAGAUUUAUCAGGACUGAUCCAGGCAGGUCAGCAGUUCGCUCAGCAGAUGCAGCAGCAGAACCCCGAACUUAUCGAACAGCUGAGGAGUCAAAUCCGCAACCGAACGCCAAGCGCCGGAAACGAGGAGCAGCAGUGACAUCAGAUAUGGUUGUACAGGUGUGUGUGUGGAGGAGACGAACAGACCGUCUGCCCUUUUUUCUUUCUGAUUUGGAUCAUUAUAACUCGAAGGACUAAAAGGAAGUUUUUUGUUUUUUCCAUCACUGAAUAAUUCCUGCAUGAGAGAGAGAUUCAGGAGCCACGCCACCAAAAACUACACCCACUUUCUGCAGCGCUGUGUAGUUUUUAGGAAGAACACUUUGAUAUCAAACACAGAUUAAUUCUAAUAAGUCGUGCUCUGAUAGCAUCAUGGUCCCAGAUGUUAAACAGCUGUAGUGAAGCAGGUUAAAACAGCUUGAAAUGUCUUCUUUUUUUUUUUUUCUAAAAA